UGGAGACAGCCAGCAUCACACGUCAUGGAGGCUCAAGACGCUGCACAGGACAGGCCUAAACUCAGCUUUAGUAUCGAUAGUAUUUUGAAGCACGAGUCGUCUGGCCACCGAGCGUCCACUUCACCCACGGUAGAGGAUGAUCAUCUUCAGGAGCAGCCCAAGAUCAGACCAGUGCCUCUCCAGCUGUUAACGGAGGCUACCACAGUGUCUCGCACCGCCACGUCGCCCUUGUCGUCGCUCCUAGCUCUCACACCCGAGUCCUCCCCGGAACGACCCACAUCCACAGCCAGCGCAUCAAGUGAGUGUUCCACUAGUAGCCAGAACUCCCAGCAGUCCACCUUGUGCUCUGAGACCCCACUUGUGUCCCGUCAGGCUGCUAGGAUAUUCCCGGGGCAGUGGUCUAGUCUUCGAUCCCAUCCGUACCUCCCGCGACUCCCUCUCACCACGGCAGAGGGGACGCCUGUACUCCCCCGCUCCAUCACCCUCAGACGCCACAAGCCCAACAGGAAGCCCCGGACUCCCUUCACUUCAGAGCAGCUACUGACGCUGGAGAAGAAGUUCCGGGAGAAACAUUACCUGAGUAUCGCCGAGCGGGCCGAGUUCUCCGCCUCCCUCAACCUGACGGAGACGCAGGUCAAGAUCUGGUUCCAGAACCGUCGAGCUAAAGACAAGAGACUGAAGGAAUCUGAGAUGGAACGUCUUACGAGGCCUCUGUACCCCAGCUACGGCGGGUUCCUGUCCUUUGCAGGCCAGCUGCCCUCCUUGCACCUGCGGCAGCCUCUGGUACCUCUUCUGGGAUAACCAGCGCCUGUAGAAGACCUCACAGACACCUGCAACUUCCUUAUCUAGUCACCUGAACCCCACUGUACAGUAUAUUGUUUUUGUGAUCGUGUGUGUUAAUGAUUCUCUCGUUGCUUGUUC
Homarus americanus (American lobster) is the source of this 921-nucleotide messenger RNA. RefSeq names its product homeobox protein vab-15-like. Gene Ontology annotation, molecular function: RNA polymerase II transcription regulatory region sequence-specific DNA binding; DNA-binding transcription factor activity, RNA polymerase II-specific. The record is from RefSeq and is a predicted model, not a curated record. Gene Ontology annotation, cellular component: nucleus. The coding region runs from base 25 to 801 and encodes 258 amino acids. The transcript has a single exon. Gene Ontology annotation, biological process: regulation of transcription by RNA polymerase II; embryonic morphogenesis. NCBI's taxonomy places the organism in Eukaryota, Metazoa, Arthropoda, Malacostraca, Decapoda, Nephropidae.